CCUUCUGCAGAGCAGAGGAAGAGACGGCAGAUACCGCACCUUCGACCAAGGCAAAGCAUGGCAAUGACUGGCCCAAGCUCGUGCUCCUCCAUGAGUAACCACACCAAGGAACGGGUCACUAUGGCCAAAGUGACCCUGGAGAACUUCUACAGUAACCUCAUCGCUCAGCACGAGGAGAGAGAGAUGAGGCAGCAGAAGCUGGAGAAAGUGAUGGAUCAGGAGGGCUUGGCUGAUGAGGAGAAACGUAUCCGGCGUUCUCAGCACGCAAGGAAAGAGACAGAGUUUCUGCGUCUGAAACGUACUCGACUGGGUCUGGAGGACUUUGAGUCCCUGAAGGUGAUUGGCCGUGGAGCUUUUGGAGAGGUUCGUUUGGUGCAGAAGAAAGAUACCGGUCAUGUCUAUGCAAUGAAGAUCCUCCGCAAAGCUGACAUGCUGGAGAAAGAACAGGUUGGUCAUAUCCGAGCUGAGCGGGACAUUUUGGUAGAGGCAGAUAGCCUGUGGGUGGUCAAAAUGUUCUACAGCUUCCAGGAUAAGAUGAACCUCUACCUCAUCAUGGAAUUCCUGCCAGGAGGAGACAUGAUGACCUUGCUGAUGAAGAAGGACACUCUGACAGAAGAGGCCACUCAGUUCUACAUAGCAGAGACGGUGCUGGCCAUCGACUCCAUCCACCAGCUAGGCUUCAUUCACAGAGACAUCAAACCAGACAACUUGCUGCUGGACUCCAGGGGUCAUGUGAAGUUGUCUGACUUUGGUCUGUGCACGGGGCUAAAGAGGGCUCACCGCACUGAGUUCUACAAGAACCUGAACCACAGCCUGCCCAGUGACCUCAGUAAGCAAACUUUCCAGAACAUGAACUCCAAGAGGAAAGCAGAGACCUGGAAGAGGAACAGGAGGCAGCUGGCUUUCUCCACAGUGGGAACACCAGACUACAUUGCUCCAGAGGUCUUCAUGCAAAAUGGAUACAACAAGCUCUGUGAUUGGUGGAGCCUUGGUGUCAUCAUGUAUGAGAUGCUGAUAGGGUACCCUCCGUUCUGCUCAGAGACUCCUCAGGAGACAUACAGGAAAGUGAUGAACUGGCGAGAGACGCUGACCUUUCCUCCAGAAGUGCCUAUAUCAGAGAAGGCCAAAGACCUGAUCCUCAGGUUCUGUUGUGAGGAGGAACACAGGAUUGGUGCAGCGGGUGUGGAGGAGAUCAAGUCCAAUCCUUUCUUUGAGGGGGUGGACUACGACCAUAUCAGAGAGAGACCUGCUGCCAUUCCCAUAGAGAUCAAAAGCAUUGACGACACCUCAAACUUUGAUGAGUUCCCUGAUUCAGAUAUCCUCACACCGACAGCCGCCCCAGUUUCCAACCAGACUGAGGCUGACCUGAAGAACAAGGACUGGGUCUUCAUCAACUACACCUACAAACGCUUCGAAGGCCUGACCGCUCGAGGAGCUAUUCCGUCCUACAUGAAGUCAGGGAAGAGAUGAACACUUUGAGACAGGCUUUUAUCCAACAUCACCAUGAAACCUGAAAGAUUCGUCCAAACCCCUGCUGUCUGAGAACCUUCAGCCCUGAAAGGAGAACUGUGUCUGUUCUCUGUCUUACCUGAGUGAUGAGGAUUCUUGUCACACGGGACUCUGCAAAUAAUAAAGGGGCUCAAUUUCAUCCGUUGCUUUCCGGGAACUGCUGCCUUCAUUUCUGCAGGUCUUCCAUUUCUCUGAUGCUUCCAAGGGUACCUUUCUAUUUUCUGCUCACACAUGAAGGCUGAACUGGGAUUAAAGUAACUAGGAUUGUCUCCACUUGCCUUUUCCACCAGCGGAUGCAGUGGGAUGUCUUCACUCCUGAUACCAGCAUCCAUUACAUUCCCUCUCUAUAAACCAGCACCAGUCUGUUGGACCUACCAAGGGCUCUUCUCCUUUCAGACCAGGGCAUCCACUCCACUCACCCUUUUUAAGUUGACUUAUCAACUCAAACAUUGCAUUAAGUCGUCACUUGAAGUGAAUCAGGUGCUCUUCAGGGAUUCUGUCCAAACGUUUUCUCGUUGUUUCCUACAAGAGCUCACUAUGAGGCUUCUCUAAAGUGCUGCUGGCUUCUGACCUAACCAAAGACAGUGAGCUGAAUCAUGUUUCUGCUUGAUCUUGCCGUCAUGUCACUUACUGUAACUUCCAGUUGUAGUUUUAUAGAUUCAUAAUUGCGAGUUUUGCUUGUUGGAAAGUGUGAAUAUAUGAGUGAUGCAUUUUGUGGAACAAACACAAGAGUCUUGUUACAUUUUCACAAUGACCCACUUUUGUUGAAUUAUCUUUAGCACCUUAUGUGAUGUUGGAUCCAGCUCCAGUACAGUCAGGCCUACAGCUCACUGGAUUGGGUGUUUUUAUUGGACUGGAAAGUACACAUGGAUUUGAUGGGAGUGAGGGCUGUACAUCAAAACUAAAGAUUUAAUGCCGUGAACAUGUUGUAUAUUCAGAUAUUUACUCUCACCAUGGUGGGGAAGCUUAGAUCAUCAUAAAACAGAACAUCUUCUCAUACAAACGUAAACUAAUGCAAUUCUCUCACACUUAGCAACUGUUUAAAGCGGUUUGACCCUCUCCACCUGUUUAAUAGUAUACUGAAUGGAUCCAUCACUGUAGUGCAGACGCGUACAGCUGAAACUCACUGCAGCCUGCAGGUCAAAGCCUUCACCUCACCGGGUGGGAGUGUGAACAAGAUUUAGUGUGGACUUCCUUUUUAAAUGUAGAAGCACAGGGCUAAAUAUCUUCCAGUGAACACAAUAUCCAAAAUGCUGUCAUUUCAAACGAAUGUAAAUGAAGAUUCAUGGAGAAAAGUUUUUUGCCACAAUAAUUCCAAAAUGCUGUUUGUGUGAAUGUAGCCUGGACAAUACAUUUUUUUCUUUUAUCAGUGUCCUGGCACAUGAGGUAUAAGUAUGGAAGCCCAUUUCCCCCAAAAAUCAAGGACAAAAAGUAAAGACAGAGUAAGAAAUGGAGAAUAAAUUAAAAAUGAAAACAGCAAUCUAAUGUAAACAAUUAUGUGCAAAUUGAUUUUUAUAAUAUUGACAGUUUUAUGAUUUUAAAUUUAGUCCAAACUGUCUAAUUCAAAUUUUGACAUACCUUUAUUAGUUUGAAUUUGUCAAACUGUGUUUGACUUUGUAGUUUGACUUUGUCAAACUGAGUCAAAGUUGGGACUUAAAUAAGUGUUUUUCAUCAUAAUCUUGAAUCAGAAACUGCAUUUACUGAGUAGUUCUUACUAAAUGCAUGGAGUACGACAUAACGGUGACAUAGUAAAUCUAAUAAUUUAGUUUUAUGUAAAAAUACCGUAAAAAACUUCAAUUAAAAGCCCAGUCCCUUUCAUUGGCCCGGUGUGGCUACACAUUUUGACAAAAAAAGGCCUGUUUCAAUUAAAUGGACUGCACUUGUAUAGCACCUUUCUAGUCUUCUGACCACUCAAAGCGCUUUUACGCUACUGAGUCACAUACACCCAUUGACACACACAUUCACACACAUACACUGGUGGCUGAAGACUAAUUUUUAUACAAGUAAAAUUCAUACUGGUUUAAAGAAACAAUUUGAUUGUAUUCCCUGAUCUUUGCUGAGCAAGUUUUGUGUAAAGGGAAUUAAAGGCCUGUUCCAAAUAUAAGGCUGUUGAUUUCAGUGAUUUAGGCAAAUAAUAGCCUGGGCUAGUAAUUGAAGUUUUACAGUACAUUUUUAGUUGGCUGGUAAAAUGAUCAAUUUUGUCUUUACAUGUCAAAAUGAUUAGUAAAACCAUAUCUAGAGAUUUACAAGGUCAAAAUUUUACAUGAUUUCACACAAUUUUGACUUUAAAAGAUCACAUUAAAGAUGACUUAAUAUUUUAUAACUACAGCUUCAAAAGUAACUUAAAAAAAAUGCACUUUUUGUCAUUCUCAUCUUUUUUUUGUUCUUUUCUUGGCAGGAAUGGGUUUCCAUAUACAACUGUUGAGUCUGAAGGGUUUUCCUGUAGUCUGUUAUAUAAACUUAGUGUAUUCAGGUAGUGUGUAGAUAAAGCUCAGCACAUUGUAACGCAUUAGAAAAGCACGCAGUGGAGCUUGUUUUCUCUGGCAGAGGUCACUCUGUUAUUGGAAUGCUCCUGCUCUGCAUGUCUUUACCAAACAGCAGAUGGGUCAGCUUAAAGCAAUAGAGCACAUGGAAUGACUUUUAUUAAUGAUGCCACUCUGUGUGUGUGUGUGGGUGUGUGUGUGUGUGUGUGUGUGGGUGUGUGUGUGUAUGUGUGUGAUCGUGCUCAGUACAAACGACGUAAUGUUGGAUUGCUUGAAGAUGUGUAUGUUGUUUUCCACAAGUGAUGCUCAGAUGUGUGUGUGCUCUGCUCGUGUCAUCAUGUACCAGAGUCAGAAGUGAGGGAUUUUGGGAAGGUGGGUGUACAUUAUUUAAACCACUGUUCUCUUUGUAGCGUGUGGCUGUUAUAUUGUUUUCUGCUAUUUGACAAUGAAAUACUCUGCACUUCA
Messenger RNA from Epinephelus moara (kelp grouper), 4457 nucleotides. It is a transcript of the gene stk38a, whose product is annotated as serine/threonine kinase 38a. NCBI's taxonomy places the organism in Eukaryota, Metazoa, Chordata, Actinopteri, Perciformes, Serranidae. Gene Ontology annotation, molecular function: protein serine/threonine kinase activity; ATP binding. Gene Ontology annotation, biological process: peptidyl-serine phosphorylation; intracellular signal transduction. The transcript has 14 exons. Bases 58 to 1470 code for a protein of 470 amino acids. The record is from RefSeq and is a predicted model, not a curated record.